Melospiza melodia melodia is the source of this 1842-nucleotide messenger RNA. Its product is annotated as mothers against decapentaplegic homolog 4. Gene Ontology annotation, cellular component: heteromeric SMAD protein complex. The transcript has 11 exons. The record is from RefSeq and is a predicted model, not a curated record. Gene Ontology annotation, biological process: cell differentiation; BMP signaling pathway; transforming growth factor beta receptor signaling pathway. Gene Ontology annotation, molecular function: I-SMAD binding; DNA-binding transcription factor activity, RNA polymerase II-specific; RNA polymerase II cis-regulatory region sequence-specific DNA binding. Bases 1 to 1656 code for a protein of 551 amino acids. NCBI's taxonomy places the organism in Eukaryota, Metazoa, Chordata, Aves, Passeriformes, Passerellidae.
AUGGACAAUAUGUCUAUUACUAACACACCAACAAGUAAUGAUGCUUGUCUGAGCAUUGUUCACAGCUUGAUGUGCCAUCGACAAGGUGGAGAGAGUGAAACUUUUGCAAAACGUGCAAUUGAAAGUUUAGUUAAAAAGCUAAAGGAGAAAAAAGAUGAAUUGGAUUCUUUGAUUACAGCUAUUACCACAAAUGGAGCUCAUCCUAGCAAGUGUGUUACAAUACAGAGAACGCUGGAUGGGAGGCUUCAGGUGGCUGGUCGCAAGGGAUUCCCUCAUGUGAUUUAUGCUCGUCUUUGGAGGUGGCCUGAUCUUCAUAAAAAUGAACUCAAGCAUGUUAAAUAUUGUCAGUAUGCUUUUGACUUGAAAUGUGACAGUGUCUGUGUAAAUCCUUACCAUUAUGAGCGUGUAGUAUCGCCUGGCAUUGAUCUCUCGGGACUGACACUACAGAGUUCUGCUCCUUCAAGUAUGUUGGUGAAAGACGAAUAUGUUCAUGACUAUGAGGGGCAGCCAUCAUUGUCUUCUGCUGAAGGCCAUUCAGUCCAAACCAUCCAGCAUCCACCAAGUAACAGGGCAUCUACAGAGCCUUAUAGCACCCCAGCCAUGUUAGCUCCUACUGAGGCUAGCACUACCAGCACCACUAAUUUUCCCAACAUUCCUGUGGCUUCAACAAGUCAACCUACCAGUAUAUUGACAGGUAGCCAUAGUGAUGGACUCUUAGAGAUUGCUUUAGGGCCUCAGCCAGAAACUCAGCAGAAUGGGUUUACAGCUCAGCUAGCUACUUACCAUCACAAUAGUACUACAACUUGGACUGGAAGUCGGACAGCAGCCUACACACCUACCAUACCUCACCACCAGAAUGGCCAUCUUCAACAUCAUCCACCUAUGCAUCCUGGGCAUUACUGGCCAGUUCACAAUGAACUUGCAUUCCAGCCUCCUAUAUCAAAUCAUCCUGCUCCAGAAUAUUGGUGCUCAAUCGCAUAUUUUGAAAUGGAUGUGCAAGUCGGGGAAACAUUUAAGGUCCCUUCAAGCUGUCCAAUUGUUACUGUUGAUGGAUAUGUGGAUCCUUCUGGAGGAGACCGUUUUUGCCUGGGCCAGCUUUCCAACGUGCAUAGAACAGAAGCCAUUGAGAGGGCAAGGUUGCACAUAGGUAAAGGGGUGCAGUUGGAGUGCAAAGGAGAAGGUGAUGUGUGGGUUAGAUGCCUCAGUGACCAUGCAGUCUUCGUUCAGAGUUACUACCUGGAUAGAGAAGCAGGGCGUGCACCAGGGGAUGCAGUUCACAAGAUUUACCCAAGUGCAUAUAUAAAGGUAUUUGAUUUACGCCAGUGUCAUCGUCAGAUGCAACAGCAGGCUGCCACGGCCCAAGCUGCUGCUGCUGCUCAAGCUGCAGCAGUAGCAGGAAACAUCCCCGGACCUGGAUCAGUAGGUGGAAUAGCCCCAGCCAUUAGUUUGUCAGCUGCUGCUGGAAUUGGUGUAGAUGACCUUCGACGCUUAUGCAUACUCAGGAUGAGUUUUGUAAAAGGUUGGGGACCUGAUUACCCAAGGCAGAGCAUCAAAGAGACACCGUGCUGGAUUGAAAUUCACUUACACCGUGCCCUCCAGCUUCUAGAUGAAGUACUUCAUACCAUGCCUAUUGCAGACCCACAGCCUUUAGACUGAGAUCCCUCUGCUGCACUGCUACAGGCCAUUAUAUUGUGAGGAUGAUGGAUUGUAAAAUACAGUACUGUUUAUAGCCUGAAGAUAUAAUUUACUUUUGUUCUACUUAAUCUUCUAAACCCAGGUUUUAAAAAUGUGUUUGCCAUCUUGCUCUAAUCAGAAAAAAAUUAAACAUGCAGAAUUUGGAUU